GUGUAAUACCUGUUGGUAUCCCUAAAGGUGUAAUACCUGUUGGUAUCCCUAAAGGUGUAAUACCUGUUGGUAUCCCUAAAGGUGUAAUACCUGUUGGUAUCCCUAAAGGUGUAAUACCUGUUGGUAUCCCUAAAGGUGUAAUACCUGUUGGUAUCCCUAAAGGUGUAAUACCUGUUGGUAUCCCUAAAGGUGUAAUACCUGUUGGUAUCCCUAAAGGUGUAAUACCUGUUGGUAUCCCUAAAGGUGUAAUACCUGUUGGUAUCCCUAAAGGUGUAAUACCUGUUGGUAUCCCUAAAGGUGUAAUACCUGUUGGUAUCCCUAAAGGUGUAAUACCAGUUGGUAUCCCUAAAGGUGUAAUACCUGUUGGUAUCCCUAAAGGUGUAAUACCUGUUGGUAUCCCUAAAGGUGUAAUACCUGUUGGUAUCCCUAAAGGUGUAAUACCA
Molecule: messenger RNA, 443 nt
Organism: Procambarus clarkii (red swamp crayfish)
Lineage: Eukaryota; Metazoa; Arthropoda; Malacostraca; Decapoda; Cambaridae
Source: RefSeq, a predicted model, not a curated record